Messenger RNA from Myodes glareolus (Bank vole), 3670 nucleotides. RefSeq names its product neuropeptide Y receptor Y2 (gene Npy2r). The record is from RefSeq and is a predicted model, not a curated record. NCBI's taxonomy places the organism in Eukaryota, Metazoa, Chordata, Mammalia, Rodentia, Cricetidae. Gene Ontology annotation, molecular function: neuropeptide Y receptor activity. Gene Ontology annotation, cellular component: membrane. Gene Ontology annotation, biological process: G protein-coupled receptor signaling pathway.
GCCAUCCUCUGCUUCCCUUCUGAGAAACAGCUUUUGGCAGUCGACCUCGGAGACAGAAUCCGCACGAUUCCAUCAACACCUGUUAAGGGCUUGCUGCUCCGGGGGCCACCAGGCUCUGGACUUGGUUUACGGUCCCGCGACCCCCAUUUACCGCAGCUCCUGCGCCCGCUCUGGCCGGGCGUGCUGGCUGUUUGUCCUUGGAAUCCAGCUCCUGCAAGGGACCGGCUCCCCGCCUUCCCUCCUACACCGCGAAACUCGGAGCCCAGAGUUGGAUUCCCCGGGGCGUUGAGGGCAGGGUUCGCCUCCACCUCCAUCUCCAACCCUCCUCUCUCCCCGCCCCCUCCUACCCUGGGCUCUGCACCUCGCAGUGCGGGGUCCCCGGCAGCUACAGCAGCGAAGUGGCUCACUCAGCCGGCCGCUCCCGUUCCUGCUUGCCUGCUCACGCUGUCCCACACAGAACCGGACCUGCUUUCGGAGCUUCCCAGGGCCAUCAACCUGUUGACUGAACACUACGGGCUUCCUCCUUCCUCAAUUCAGCUGAACCGCAAGGGCCGGCGCAAUUCUUGUGUUAUUGGGAGGCCAAGAGAAACGGAAGUGGUGCUGAAGAUGGGCCCCGUAGGUGCCGAGGCGGAGGAGAACCAGACCGUAGAAGCGAAGGUGGAGCCCUAUGGGCCGGGGCACACCACUCCUAGAGGGGAGCUGCCGCCUGAUCCGGAGCCGGAGCUCAUAGACAGCACCAAGCUGGUUGAGGUACAGGUGGUCCUCAUAUUGGCCUAUUGCUCCAUCAUCUUGCUGGGCGUAAUUGGCAACUCCCUGGUCAUCCACGUGGUGAUCAAAUUCAAGACCAUGCGCACGGUAACUAACUUUUUCAUCGCCAACCUGGCUGUGGCCGACCUUCUGGUGAAUACCCUUUGCCUGCCGUUCACUCUGACCUACACCCUGAUGGGAGAGUGGAAAAUGGGUCCAGUCCUCUGCCACUUGGUGCCCUACGCUCAGGGUCUGGCAGUGCAAGUGUCCACGAUAACUUUGACAGUCAUUGCCCUCGACCGCCACCGCUGCAUUGUGUAUCAUCUGGAGAGCAAGAUCUCCAAGCGAAUCAGCUUCCUGAUUAUUGGUCUGGCCUGGGGCAUCAGUGCCCUGCUGGCGAGUCCCCUGGCCAUCUUCCGGGAGUACUCCCUGAUUGAGAUCAUUCCCGACUUUGAGAUUGUGGCCUGUACCGAGAAGUGGCCUGGCGAGGAGAAGAGUGUCUACAGUACCGUCUACAGUCUUUCCACCCUACUGAUCCUGUAUGUCCUGCCUCUGGGCAUCAUAUCUUUCUCCUACGCCCGAAUCUGGAAUAAGCUGAAGAACCAUGUCAGCCCGGGAGCAGCAAGCGACCAUUACCAUCAGCGAAGGCACAAAACAACCAAAAUGCUGGUGUGUGUGGUUGUGGUGUUUGCCGUCAGCUGGCUGCCGCUUCACGCGUUCCAACUUGCUGUGGACAUUGACAGCCACGUCCUGGACCUGAAGGAGUACAAACUCAUCUUCACCGUCCUCCACAUUAUCGCCAUGUGCUCCACCUUCGCCAACCCUCUCCUCUACGGCUGGAUGAACAGCAACUACAGGAAGGCUUUCCUCUCCGCCUUCCGGUGUGAGCAGAGGCUGGAUGCCAUCCACUCGGAGGUGUCUAUGACCUUCAAGGCUAAAAAGAACCUGCAAGUCAAAAAGAACAACGGCCCCGCUGACUCUUUUUCCGAGGCUACCAACGUCUAAGGAGACAGGCAUGGAAGCGCAUGGAAGCAUUAUGACCAGAGCUGCCGAUCCGGCUACAGGGAAGGUUUUCUGAUCAGUGCAUGCCGACCUCCCAUUGUACUGACUAAAAAGCAUGGGCAGUCUCGUUCCUGGAAACCUCGCCGGAAGAACUGCGGGGAAAAUGAGCAAAUUGCUGAGGUACAAUGGUUUGAUGACCACCAUUUAGGUGGUAGGGGUGGAAUGGUGAGUAAAAGGGAAACACUUUCGGUUGUUUUUCCGGAGUAAAGGAAACCUAAACAAGGAUUCGGUGCCAGUCUGUCUGAAAAGACGAGGUAGGUGUUAAUCCCGAGAGCGCAGGAGGAUCUGCGCUGGUCCCUCACCACUGGGUGAUAAGCUGCUGAAGAACUAAGUUUUCCGUGGGGAGCCAUAGGCUCUCUGCUAUGGUGUUUCGGUUUUAUUGUCCUUCCAAAGAUGAAACCCAAAUGAGAACUGGUAUAGGCGAACAAGGCUCAUAACUACCGGGAUGACUUCAAGGUAACUUCCAGCAACUGAGCAAAUUUGCUAUACGAUUAAUAUUUUAGCAAUGAUGGGGAAAUCCUUAUAUACUCAGAGAGCAAUUAAUUGUCAUUAAAAUCAAAUGUACAAGUGUUGAAUUUUUUUUUUUAAUUCAGGAUCAAGAUCUGAAGUUAUCAGACUUAAAAGAAAUGUAAACCGUUGUUUGAUCUCUUGUUUUGAGCCUCCCCUGGUUUAUGUAGCUGCUGUUCGGAUGGCAGGCCUGCAACCCAGUCCUUUUGCUCACUGCCAGAUGCUAAGUCCUCUGGACCUGCACAACCCCUGCUUACCGUUCCUGCAGGGGAGCAAAGGUUUCACUAAAAAUUAAAUGCACUGGGAAGUGAUUUUGUAACAAUUUGAGUUUAGUUGUAAGCAAUUCCUCUCCCCACACACAUAGCUCUACUAUUUUUACAGACACUGCUGAAUUAUGUUCUUUGGAGUGCAUCUUCAACAGACCUGUCUAUGCUGAGUGAAAAUAUAAUUUCAUUAAAAUGGACCCGUUUGGUAAGAAGUCUCAAAAAACUGAGUUCCUUCCACUUUGCAAAUGUUUGGCUUUAAACAAAUUUUCACAUAAGUUUUCUAUUUUCAAAAUGAAUGUAUUUUGGGGUAACAUAAAUAUGUAUACAAAAUAAAAGCGUAUCUAUGAACAAUGAAACAUUAGGAAUUUUCAUUUAAUGCUUUUAUAAAUUUAACUUUUAUUUCAAUAGUACCCAACCAAAGAUGAUUAAGACUCUAUUUUGUUCACAUAGGAAAAAUCAGAAAGUGAGAUGUUACCUAGCUGCGCUUCUCUGGAUGCUAGUUUCAAUGUAGGUGUAUUUUUGUAAAUAUGACAGCAUUUGCGAGAAUAUUCCUUACAUUUUAGAAAUAAUCAACAUAGUCUUAUACUUAGUUAUGAUAUCAAUGUUAUGCAGAUAUUUAAAAUUCAGACUAUGGCCGUUAUCAGAUCCCUUUCAGGGUGGAAAUAGAAGCUCGGUUUAGAAAUGAACUGUUCUUGUGGAAUACUGAUAGGGGACAAACAAAAGGAAAAAUAUGACAAAGUCAGUGACACGCACUGUCAUCUGAAGUGUAUCACGUCACUAUAAAACGGGGUUUGCCUGCAGACAAACUUUUCCUAUCUGAUGUAGAAAUACGAUGUGAAAAGGUUAUUGUGGCGUUUCUAUGCCCCUUGCAGAAUUCGUACCCUGUACAAAUCCUGUGUUACUUUGACUCCUCCUGUGACACCUGAUGAUUCAAUUGACAUAUUUAUGAUUGAGUUCGUAUGUUAAAAACCUCUUAUAAAGUAUCUUUUAUGUAGUGAUUUUAAUGUUAAAAUAAAAAGAAUUCGGGAAAUUGUGUAGAGUUUCUAUGUAGCUCUUGCUCUACAUUUUGGCUGAAAUCAAGUCCCUGA